AUGUCGGCCUUUGUUCGCGUCUCAGGACCGCCAAACAGUAACUUUCUGGUUGGCUAUCCAGGCAUAUCAGCAACACUCCCUCGCAUAGAAGGCAAGGUCGAGAUCCGGCCACUCAUUGGAGUCUCAGCGCCCGUCAAUGUCUCCCUCGUCACCAUCGCACUACACCGGCGCGAAACAAUACACCCGUCUGCCGACUCGGUCACGAAGAAGCACCUGGCAGCCCCGCGCAAGGAGAUUACCGACAUUGUUGGCAAGGAAAUGCUCCUAUAUCGAUGUUCACCUGGAAGAGAACACGAGAGCAUACUAUGCAUGGACCUCCCGUUCGUCAUCUUCAUACCCUAUGGGCGUGGUGGAGAGGAAGUAGCGAGGAGGGUACCGCCCGCCAGUCUACAACUACCUAGUCGGACAGCUGAGACAUUCUACGAACUCGUCGUGACAGUGCAACAAGGGCCUCAAGAACAGAAAAAGUAUCCUUUCGCAGUACCCAUACAACGAUACGACACCCUCUCAACAUUUGGCAUGUACAACCGACCAGAGAGCGCCGAACGAGUAACGGACCACCUGGUCACUCUUGGGAUCAGCCUGCCGAGAUGGAGCUACGGGCCAAUGGAUCCAGUCUCGGUAUACAUCAAACUGAGCCCUAAUCCCGACUGGCUGAGCAAGGCAAAGAAGGUUACGAUACAAAAAAUUACUGUUGGGAUUGACGAGGAGAUCAUCUUCAAUCACGAGGGAGACGAACCGACUCGCAAGGUCAAAACGUUGGCAAAAACACAGCAGCAGGUCGGAGUGAAGAUGCCUGAAGCUGGAUAUUUCACCAACCUCGGACUGGUCUUUCCCGCAAAAGAUUUACGAGACAACGCAGGUAUCAUACCUAGAGGGCAGAAAGAAUUCCCCAUGUAUGCUGUCACUGGAUUCACGACAACUGGUACUCUAUACAAAAUAGAGUAUUACCUCACAGUCAAGGCACAAAUGUCGUCAGCGAGGGAUAUUCUUCUCCGUCAGCCCAUCGUCGUUUGUCCGUUUGACCAUGCUGGCUGCAAAGAGGAGAUGGAGGCCAUUGAGCAGGCAGCCAAGGAUGCCGCACACGUCACACCCGACAACCCCAUGUUACCCGCCAGUACUAUUAUUCGAUCCAAUGACCCAGAAGGCUUGCGCGCACUCGGAAUUGCAAUCGUGGGAGGCGUACGGAAACCGCUCAUUGAGUGA
This is a messenger RNA of Alternaria arborescens, 1206 nucleotides long. RefSeq lists its product as hypothetical. The transcript is spliced from 3 exons. Bases 1 to 1206 code for a protein of 401 amino acids. The record is from RefSeq and is a predicted model, not a curated record. Gene Ontology annotation, cellular component: division septum. Gene Ontology annotation, biological process: division septum assembly. Lineage: Eukaryota; Fungi; Ascomycota; Dothideomycetes; Pleosporales; Pleosporaceae.